This is a messenger RNA of Zalophus californianus (California sea lion), 3021 nucleotides long. RefSeq names its product DDB1 and CUL4 associated factor 15 (gene DCAF15). The transcript has 13 exons. Bases 276 to 2078 code for a protein of 600 amino acids. Lineage: Eukaryota; Metazoa; Chordata; Mammalia; Carnivora; Otariidae. The record is from RefSeq and is a predicted model, not a curated record. Gene Ontology annotation, cellular component: Cul4-RING E3 ubiquitin ligase complex. Gene Ontology annotation, biological process: protein ubiquitination.
CCGGUCAAAGUCAUCUCGGCAAGGGGCGCAAACGGGGCCUCUGAUGGGUGCGUCCUUGCGGAAAGGCGGGAAUACGGCGGCGAACCACGGGGGUUGUACCAUCUCUACCAGUCAAGGGCCGAGGUGGCUAUGAUGGACAGGCCUAGCGGGAAGAGGCCCCGAGUGCGGGCUUUCACCCAACCGACCGGCCUCAAUGCCGAGAAAGGGCCAAUGAGGAGGCGGCGGGGGUGGGACGAAAAGGCCGGUUGCUCCGGAAGUGGAGGGAGGGGGUGAAAAUGGCGCCCAGCUCGAAAUCGGAGCGGAACAGCGGGGCCGGGAGCGGCGGUGGCGGCCCCGGGGGCGCCGGGGGGAAGCGGGCAGCGGGGCGGCGGCGGGAGCACGUCCUCAAGCAGCUGGAGCGGGUCAAGAUCAGUGGGCAGCUCUCCCCUCGCCUCUUCCGGAAGCUGCCGCCCAGGGUCUGCGUCUCCCUCAAGAACAUUGUGGACGAGGACUUUCUCUACGCAGGACACAUCUUCCUGGGCUUUUCCAAGUGCGGCCGUUACGUUCUCUCGUACACCAGCAGCAGCGGGGACGAUGACUUCUCCUUCUACAUCUAUCAUCUCUACUGGUGGGAGUUCAACGUCCACAGCAAACUCAAGCUGGUCCGGCAGGUGCGGCUGUUCCAGGACGAGGAGAUCUACAGCGACCUGUACCUGACCGUGUGCGAGUGGCCCAGCGAUGCCUCCAAGGUCAUCGUCUUCGGCUUCAACACCCGCUCGGCCAACGGGAUGCUCAUGAACAUGAUGAUGAUGAGUGACGAGAACCACCGAGACAUCUACAUCAGCACUGUGGCCGUGCCGCCACCAGGCCGCUGCGCCGCAUGCCGGGAAGCCAGCCGGGCCCAUCCAGGCGACCCGAGCGCGCAGUGCCUGCGGCACGGCUUCAUGCUGCACACCAAGUACCAGGUGGUCUACCCCUUCCCCACCUUCCAGCCUGCCUUCCAGCUCAAGAAGGACCAGGUGGUGCUGCUCAACACCAGCUACUCUCUGGUGGCCUGCGCCGUCUCAGUCCACUCGGCAGGCGAGAGCAGCUUCUGCCAAAUCCUGUAUGACCACACCACCUGCCCCCCGGCCCCUCCCAGCCCCCCUGGGCCCCAGAGCCCCGAGGUGCCCCCCGCCCUCCCCAGCCCCUGCCCUGAAGCGGCCCCCGCCCGGCCCCCCGGGGCCCCCGAGCCCUCGCCCGCCGUCGCCAAAGCCAAGGAGUUUGUGGCCGACAUCUUCCGUAGGGCUAGAGAGGCAAGGGGGGGGGCCUUGGAGGAAGCCCGGCCGCCCCCCUGCCCGGGGCCAUCGGGCAGCCGCUGCCGUCUGCCCUCGGAGCCCCUGGCCCCGGGCGGGGAGGCGGCACCCCGAGACAGCCCCCCUGCGGCUGAGGCGCCCGCCCCGGAACCUGGCUACGUCAACUACACCAAGCUAUACUACGUGCUGGGCUCCAGCGAAGGGACGGAGCCGGAGGACGAGUUCGAGGAUGACAAGAUCUCCUUGCCCUUUGUGGUGACUGAUCUCCGUGGCCGUAACCUGCGGCCCAUGCGGGAGCAGGCCGCUGUCCAGGGUCAGUACCUGACGGUGGAGCAGCUCACACUGGACUUUGAAUACGUCAUCAACGAGGUCAUCCGCCAUGAUGCCACCUGGGCCCACCAGUUUUGUUCCUUCAGUGACUAUGACAUUGUCAUCCUGGAGGUCUGCCCGGAAACCAACCAAGUCCUCAUCAACAUCGGCCUGCUGCUCCUGGCAUUUCCGUCCCCCACCGAGGAGGGCCAGCUCCGACCAAAGACCUAUCACACCAGCCUCAAGGUGGCGUGGGACCUCAACACGGGCAUCUUCGUGACAGUCAGCGUUGGCGACCUCACCGAGGUCAAGGGGCAGACCAGCGGCAGCGUCUGGAGCUCAUACCGCAAGAGCUGCGUGGACAUGGUCAUGAAGUGGCUGGUGCCGGAGAGCAGCGGCCGCUAUGUCAAUAGGAUGACCAACGAGGCACUGCACAAAGGGUGCUCACUGAAGGUUCUGGCAGACAGUGAGCGAUACACGUGGAUUGUGCUGUGAGGGCCCGGCCGUUCUGGACACUGACUCCAACUACCUCCGUGGCCUGGGAGCCGGCCGCCUUCCUGGCAGCCUCUCCCCGGCUGGCCGGCCGACCGAUGACCUGCCGACCGACGAGACGACCGACUGCCGGGGCCGGCACUCGUGUUAGGCUGCGGGGAAGGGGGCUGGGCGGGGCAGCCCCUGGUGGCCUGAGAGUCCGGACGCUUCUUAUUUAUGCCUAUUUAAGUUGGGAAGGGGCAGAGGGAGGGAGCCCCCUGCCCCCCCCCAGCCUCAAGCGCCCACCUUCACCCUGCGCUGGGCACAGGCCCUUGCUCUCUGUGCAUCUGCCCCUUUCCUUGGCUACAGGUGUGGACAUUGCCCCCCAGGGAGGCCGAAUGGACCCCCUUUCCCUGCCCGCCCCAGCCUCCCCCCGCCUGAGGUGGCACACCUCGUGGCCAUCCCCUCCCCCACCCGUCGUUCCCCUUCAUGUAAUAAAUGUUUUAUUUCUGAACCUUGAACUCCCCCUUACUGCCGCUCGAGGCCCAGUCAGAGCCCCGGCCCCAGGGCCCCGCGACUCAGCAGCAGCCACAUAGCACAGCGGAAUUUAUUGUGUUUUAAGAAAGACUACAAAAAGGUAGAAAACAGCUCGGCACACUAGACUACCACACGCGUGGACACUUUCACGGCCAGGAGGGGGGGGGGCCCCGAGGGAGUGGGGAGGGGACAUGAGGGGCCACCCCAAAAGCUGUAGCACGCGGAGCACACAAAAUAGUGAUUUUUAUACAAUAGGUCCGAUCUUUUUUUGUCUUUUUUUUUGUCUUUUUUUUUUUUUUUUUGCUUUUUGCCAUAAACAUCUAUCUCACAGGUUGAAGACACUGAGAAAACCGGAACAGAUAAGGCCAUGAUGGUUGGAAAAAAACCAACAAGUUACCAACUCCGCUCAGGCGGCUCACAAAUCGCACAA